AAGAAAGUCGGAAGUAGUCUUUCAGACGCAUGGCGGUAUUUGGAAAAAUAUUCAUCUGCUAAAUUCAUAAUCUACAAUUUAAAGCUUGUUUUGAAAAUAGUGUUUAGUGUGUGCACUGUAAGCGAGUACAGGUCUCUACAAUAUGGAGGCUGAUCUGUAUGAUGAGUUUGGAAACUACAUCGGUCCAGAGUUGGACUCUGAUGACGAUGAAGACGAGCUGGAUGCAGAGGACAGAGAUGUCGAUGAGGGUGAUGACGAUGAUGACGAUGAACCUGCUGAUGCUGAUGAUGAUGUCCCGGGAAUGGAGGUGGUUCUGCACGAGGAUAAGAAAUACUAUCCUACAGCAGAAGAAGUUUACGGUCCUGAAGUGGAAACGAUCGUCCAGGAGGAAGAUACUCAACCUCUUACUGAACCCAUCAUUAAGCCUGUGAGAAACAGACGGUUCACUCUGAUGGAGCAAGAGUUACCUGCCACUGUUUAUGAUAUGGAAUUCCUUGCAGAUCUAAUGGACGGUACUGAGUUGAUCCGGAAUGUCACUCUCUGUGGUCACCUCCACCAUGGCAAGACCUGUUUUGUAGACUGCCUCAUUGAACAGACUCACCCAGAAAUCAGGAAGAGAGAUGAUGUGGAUCUUCGAUACACAGAUAUCCUAUUCACAGAGCAGGAGAGAGGAGUUGGUAUUAAGAGUACUCCCGUCACAAUGGUGCUGCCAGAUUCCAGAGGCAAAUCCUACCUCUUUAACAUCAUGGACACACCAGGCCAUGUAAACUUCUCAGACGAGGUCACGUCUAGCAUCCGGAUCUCGGAUGGUGUUGUCCUCUUCAUAGAUGCAGCAGAGGGAGUAAUGCUGAACACAGAGCGGCUCAUCAAACAUGCAGUUCAGGAGCGUAUGGCCAUCACCAUCUGCAUCAACAAGGUGGACCGGCUCAUCGUGGAGCUUAAACUGCCACCCACAGAUGCUUAUUAUAAACUGCGCCAUAUUGUAGAUGAGGUCAAUGGUUUGCUCAGCACAUACUCCACAGAUGAGAAUUUGGUGGUGUCUCCUCUCCUUGGAAACGUGUGCUUCGCCAGCUCUCAGUACAGCAUCUGUUUCACACUUGGCUCUUUUGCAAAAAUCUACUCAGACACUUAUGGAGACAUUAACUAUAAUGAGUUUGCCAAGAGGCUCUGGGGAGACAUUUACUUCAAUCCCAAAACUCGCAAGUUCACAAAGAAAGCUCCCAGCAGCAACUCUCAGCGCAGCUUUGUUGAAUUUGUUCUGGAGCCUCUCUACAAGAUCCUCUCACAGGUGGUUGGGGAUGUGGACACAUCCCUCCCCAGAGUUCUGGAUGAGCUGGGAAUCCAUCUGACCAAAGAGGAACUGAAGCUGAACAUUAGACCCCUGCUGAGGCUGGUCUGCAAUCGCUUCUUCGGAGAAUUCACCGGAUUUGUGGACAUGUGUGUUCAGCACAUCCCUUCACCACAAGAGGGUGCCAAGACCAAGAUUGAGCACACCUACGCAGGAGGUAUGGACUCCGACCUGGGGGAGGCCAUGGCAGAGUGUGACCCUGAUGGUCCUUUGAUGUGCCACACCACUAAGAUGUACAGCACUGAGGAUGGGGUUCAGUUCCAUGCAUUUGGCAGGGUGCUAAGCGGCACCAUUCAGGCAGGACAGCCAGUCAAGGUCUUGGGAGAGAACUACACCCUUGAAGAUGAGGAGGACUCCCAGGUCUGCACUGUGGGACGCCUGUGGAUUUCUGUUGCCAGAUAUCAAAUUGAAGUGAAUCGAGUACCCGCUGGUAACUGGGUCCUCAUUGAAGGCUGUGACCAGCCAAUUGUUAAAACUGCCACCAUCACAGAGCCCAGAGGCAAUGAAGAGGCUCAGAUUUUCAGGCCACUGAAGUUCAACACUGCGUCAGUUAUCAAGAUCGCAGUGGAACCCGUCAACCCAUCAGAGCUUCCGAAAAUGCUGGACGGACUGAGGAAGGUCAACAAGAGCUAUCCAUCUCUAACCACGAAGGUGGAGGAGUCUGGAGAACACGUAAUCUUAGGCACAGGAGAGCUCUACUUGGACUGUGUCAUGCACGACCUGAGGAAGAUGUAUUCGGAGAUCGACAUUAAAGUCGCAGAUCCAGUUGUGACAUUCUGUGAAACAGUUGUGGAAACAUCAUCUCUCAAGUGCUUUGCUGAAACGCCAAACAAAAAGAAUAAGAUCACCAUGAUUGCUGAGCCCUUGGAGAAGGGGCUGGCUGAGGACAUUGAGAAUGAAGUGGUGCAGAUCACAUGGAACAGGAAGAAGCUGGGAGAGUUUUUCCAGACAAAGUAUGACUGGGAUCUGCUGGCUGCCAGGUCUAUCUGGGCCUUCGGACCGGACACGACGGGACCAAACAUUCUUGUGGACGACACGCUGCCUUCUGAGGUGGACAAGGCUCUGCUCGGCUCAGUCAAAGACAGCAUCGUUCAGGGCUUCCAGUGGGGAACCAGGGAAGGACCUCUGUGUGAUGAGCCCAUCAGGAAUGUCAAGUUUAAGAUUCUGGAUGCACUCAUUGCUCAGGAGCCUCUCCACAGAGGUGGAGGCCAGGUCAUCCCCACAGCUAGGAGAGUUGUCUACUCCGCUUUCCUCAUGGCCACUCCAAGGCUGAUGGAGCCAUACUACUUUGUGGAGGUUCAGGCUCCAGCAGAUUGUGUAUCUGCUGUGUACACUGUGUUGGCUCGAAGAAGAGGUCAUGUGACUCAGGACGCACCGAUUCCAGGGUCUCCACUCUACACCAUCAAAGCUUUCAUCCCAGCCAUUGACUCCUUUGGAUUUGAGACAGACCUUCGCACACACACACAGGGACAAGCCUUUGCUCUGUCUGUCUUCCACCACUGGCAGAUUGUUCCUGGUGACCCCCUGGACAAGAGUAUCGUGAUCAGGCCACUUGAGCCUCAGCCCGCCCCCCAUCUGGCCAGAGAGUUCAUGAUCAAGACCCGAAGGCGCAAGGGACUGAGCGAAGAUGUGAGCAUCAGCAAGUUCUUCGACGAUCCUAUGUUGUUGGAGCUGGCCAAACAGGAUGUGGUGUUAAACUACCCCAUGUGAGACCGCAACACGGCAAACCCACGCAGCCAUCACCUGAACCUCCACCUGUCACAACUGUGAAUCCACAAUUUAUCAAGGUUAUUUGAGGUAUAAAGCAAGUCACUAUAACACAGAACCAUGAGAUAUUGUCAUCGAUUCAGGUUUCUCUGCCUUUUCAGACUCAUUAUCUGUUUUCCUGAGGAAAAACACAAAACUAAUCAUAUAGGAUCCGUCAUUAGAUUAAAACAGACUCAUGACUAUGGGGAGUGUUUGCUCUUCCCUUUAGAGAGCAGCCGUAAUUUGUAAAGUUUGCAGACAUUUGUUGCAACACAUCUUUUUCUUGUAUUUUUAUUUUUUACGUGUAUAAAUGAUUGUUUUGUAGAGUAAGAUAACUUGGAAGCUUUUUAAGAAAAUAAAUAAAUUGGCUGUCAGUGAUUCGGUGUAUGUCUGAAUAAAAUGUGUAAUUCAAA
Molecule: messenger RNA, 3507 nt
Organism: Solea senegalensis (Senegalese sole)
Lineage: Eukaryota; Metazoa; Chordata; Actinopteri; Pleuronectiformes; Soleidae
Gene: eftud2
Product: elongation factor Tu GTP binding domain containing 2
Exons: 28
Coding region: 143-3058 (971 amino acids)
Biological process (GO): mRNA splicing, via spliceosome
Cellular component (GO): cytosol; U4/U6 x U5 tri-snRNP complex; U2-type catalytic step 2 spliceosome
Molecular function (GO): GTP binding; GTPase activity; U5 snRNA binding
Source: RefSeq, a predicted model, not a curated record